This is a messenger RNA of Mizuhopecten yessoensis (Yesso scallop), 4800 nucleotides long. Its product is annotated as peroxisomal acyl-coenzyme A oxidase 1-like. The transcript is spliced from 15 exons. The record is from RefSeq and is a predicted model, not a curated record. NCBI's taxonomy places the organism in Eukaryota, Metazoa, Mollusca, Bivalvia, Pectinida, Pectinidae. Gene Ontology annotation, molecular function: fatty acid binding; acyl-CoA oxidase activity; FAD binding. Bases 150 to 2168 code for a protein of 672 amino acids. Gene Ontology annotation, cellular component: peroxisome. Gene Ontology annotation, biological process: lipid homeostasis; fatty acid beta-oxidation using acyl-CoA oxidase.
CUUCCUGUUUAGGUCGUCUCUGACCUGAGAUGAAGUUUCUGUCUGAGCGCUCAAUAAUUACUGCUUCCGUUUUAUAUAAAGGGCGGGAAAUAUUUAGGACUAAAUUUAGGGUCGUCAUGUGAUUUGUCAUGUGACCACAGUCUUUCAAAAUGGCGAACGAGGUGAUGGCAGGAAUGGAGUCCAAUGCGAUAAAUCCUGAUAUCGCGAGAGAAAGACUGAAGGCAACAUUCGAUCCUCUGGAAUUGACUCAUAUUUUCGAUGGCGGAAAAGAAAGGACUACUCGCCGAAAAGAACUGGAGAACCUGCUGUUCAGUGAUCCGUUGUUUUGUCUGCGUGACAACAUAUACCUAUCAACAUCAGACCUUUACUCCGCCACCAUGGCCCGCUCAGUCAAACUCUUCCGCCUGAAGCAGGAUCAGAAAUGGAGCGAGGACGACUUGCUAUUAGCACUGAGGUUAAUCCGUGACCAGAACUGCUUGUCACUUCAUCAUUCUAUGUUCUUGCCUGCGUUGGAGAGGUUAGCCUCAGACGACCAAAAGGCCCGAUGGCUGCCACUUGCCAGGAGGUACCAUAUGGUUGGCACCUACGCUCAGACAGAAUUAGGACAUGGAACGAAUCUGAUGGAGUUGGAGACUACAGCCACGUACGAUAAAGCUACAGAUGAGUUUGUCUUGAGUACACCCAAGCUGUCCUCAAUUAAGUGGUGGCCUGGCUCCUUGGGAAAAACCAGCAACCAUGCCAUUGUGCUUGCUCAGCUGGUUGUGGACAGCAAGAAAUGUGGCAUGCAUCCGUUCAUGGUACAGAUCAGGAGUUUGGUGGACCACACACCAAUGCCAGGUAUCAAGUUGGGUGUGAUUGGACAGAAGAUGGGAAGUAAUCAUAACGACAAUGGCUUCCUCUUCCUCAACAAUGUCAGGAUCCCACGAGAAAACAUGCUGAUGAAGAAUGCACAGGUAACACGAGCGGGAAAGUUCCUGACCUCUGGCCCAAACAAGGCUAACUACGCGACCAUGAUCUAUGUGCGGGUGAUGAUCUUGAGCUGGUCCUUUGGUGCUAUCUCUGCUGCUGCAACUGCAGCCAUCCGGUACAGCAGUGUCCGCCGCCAGUCUUCACUAGCGCCAGGACAGGAGGAGAGCCAGGUUCUGGAUUACCAGACCCAGCAGUACAAGUUGUUCCCUACCCUAGCGAGUGGUUAUGGAUUUUUCUUCAUACAUAAGGUCCUAUCUGCCAAGUACAAGGCCAUGUUGGUCGACAUGCAGAGCGGCAACUCCAAGGCUCUUCCUGAGAUGCAUGCCUGGUCAUCUGGAAUGAAGGCAUUGAUAACAGACAUAACAACAUACAACAUGGAGAUCUGUCGUCGGUCGUGCGGUGGUCAUGGCUACCUGCGAGCCUCGGGGCUCUCCGACAUGGUUUGCGAGGCUUUUCCACUUGCUACUGUGGAGGGGGAGAACACAGUGCUUUACCUACAGGUGGCCAGAUACCUGCUGAAACAGAUUGCCAAGGCAUUGACCGGGCAGCAGACCACGGGAACAACCGAGUACCUGACCAUGAAUGAAGCUUCCUAUAUUUGUCCUCUACAAAAGCCUGUAGACUGUAGGAAUCCAGACUUCUUAUGUGAAGUAUAUAAGAAAAGGGCAUACAGAAUGGUUUUAAAAGUUGCUCAAGCGUUACAGCGAGACAUGGAGUCUGGGAAGGAGCAGGCCGUGUACAUGAACAACAAUCUCCAACCUCUGGUCAGGAUGGCAACGGCCCACUGUUACUACCUGGCCAUGAGGAGCUAUAUAGAAGGCCUUGCCAGUUUACAAGUCAGUCCUCCAGCAAGGAAGAUUCUGGACAAGCUGUGCUGUCUAUUUGGAGUCCACUACAUCGUCACUCUGUCCGGGGAUUUCCUGGAGGCUGAAGCUAUUGGGCUGGAACAGCUCCAGUGGCUGCAAGAAUUAGAGCUACAACUACUUGCUGAGAUACGACCUGAUGCUGUUACAUUGGUGGACGCGCUGGACUUCCAUGAUGAGACUCUGUCGUCAGCUAUUGGAUGUUAUGAUGGGCGUGCGUAUGAACGGUUGUACGAGGCUGCGUUGAAGGAACCGAUGAAUCAAACAGAGGUUGAUCCUGCGUAUGACAAGUACCUGAAGCACUUGAUAAUGGAAGGAGCUCAGUCGAAAUUAUAAUGCUGUUUUCGUGUGUAUCACAACAGAACUAUUUCAACUAAUAUCUGUGAUAUCAGCAUUAGGAUAUAAUUUAUUUUGAAUUUGUUCGAGGAACUUCAUACCAGUUAAUAUCUUGUCACAAAAUAAUUUUCACCUUAUUACGUAAUAACGAGUAAAUGAAUAAUUUCUGAUAAUAUUAGUACACAGUACAGCAUGAAUACCAAUACACACAAUUUAACUCAUUCACCCCUGAAAUUUCAUAAUGAACUAUUCCAACCUUUGAAUUGGAGGAGUUCAAAUGUGUAUAUAGGGGUGGAUGGGUUGAGGGCAAAAUUAACUCUUAGAUGUAUUGUGUUAUCGGUGAAUCGACUCGGUGAAAUUCUUUGGCUAUUUUGUUAUCAGAGAAUGAACUCGGUGAAAUUCUUUGGGUAUACAGUAUUUUUAUACAUUUAUGUGGAGUAAAACAUUCACUGUAGAUUACUGAUUUCUCAUGUUUAUGAUGGUCAUUGAUCACCAAUUCAAGUUUCACAUGAACAAUCAAUAUAUUAUGAUAGACAUUUAUUGUGAUUGUAUUUCCUCAGGUUAAGUAAUGAAAUGCGCAAACAAAUAUUCGAGUAGAAGCUUUUUUGGGGAUUUUCAGCCUCAAAAAGUGCCUGCGCAAAUUACACAGGUGUGCAAAUUACAUGGGUUUUUACGGUAUUUGUAUUAACUCUGCACAAAAUACAGGUUGUCUGCAGUAUAAUAUUGCAGUAAUAACAGGUAAUGGUGACCCUCUCUAGAGGUACAUAUUCUCAAUAGGAAUAUAUCUAUUAUACUGAAAACAAAGCGAAUUUUGCAGUAUAAAUUAGUGUACAAGCCAGUUCACUACAUUCACAGUAGACAUGUACGGAUUAUAUCUUGACUGUAGGUGCUAAAUUCUGACCAUGUCUCUAGUAACAGUUAUUGUACAGAAAGUUAGAAAGCCAACAUACCAUACACCAAGAUCUACAAAAUUCCCUUCCUAAUUCAGGAAGCAGUGUUCCUUUGGUGUAGUGUCUAGAGACUUUGUAUGCGUUUUCUCCUCUACUUUGAUGUAGAAUGAUUGCGUACUCCCGGAACAGGUUAGCCUAGAUACAUGUAUCAUUUAUUGUUUUUAAAAUAAUAAGUCAUAUUUUAUAGAAUGUUAAUGUUAUUAUAUUCCUGUUCAUUGCGGGGUACCGAUAUUACUGAUAUGACGUUCAGGAAGUAGAAAUAUAUCCGUAAUUUCGUAUUAUUCAACUCGAAAGCAAACCUGUUGCUCAUUACUGCUGAUGUAGCUUCGGAGGGCAUCACAAAGAUGAAGUGUCCUGCCCACACAAUUUUGCAGCAACUGUCAUCAAUGAUUCUUUUACAAAGAAUUUUUGACACGACAAGAUAGCUAUAAAUAACACUUAUAAUAACACUGGUAAGACUCUGUCGAAACAUCAUUUACAUUAAUUACAUCAAUAAUGUAGAUGGCCAUUUAACAGCAACUCAUAAAUACCAGUGUUAAAAAAUGUACACAGACACACUCAAUUUUAUUUUAAAAUAUUUGAGAAGAAUUUGUAUUCCUUUGUUCAGUAUAUAUGUGUAUAUACCUUUAUGAUAUUUAUAUAUGUUUUAUGAAGACAUUUUUGGUUUAUUAAAGGGCAUAACAUUCUAACAUGUUUUUGUGUUAGCUGUACGGAAUAAUUUGGAUUAAUCAAUUUUAGCUUGAAUGCAUUGAAUAUAUAUAUAUUUAUUAACUUGAAGACAUGUAAACAUUUUUAUGUUUAAUUUGUUGGCAUAUUAGGUACUUAAUGUUCAUUAAGAUGCAAAACGAGAUGGUUAACCAUCACCAAGUUUUUCUUUAUUUAAUCUCCUGAUAAAGGUUGUUAUUUUAUAAAUACCAACUAGAUACUUAAUACUAGUUACCUUAAUUGGAAAGUGUUCAAUGCACAGAUGACACUGCCUCAGCAUUUUUUAGAGGUUUCUGACUGUGUAACUAAAAUUACAUAUAUAUCCUGAAUAUUUUCAUGAACCAUUGAUAACCAGUGUUGCUAUACAGACUUGUUUCUGCCCCACCCCCACCCCGUCUUUGAUGGGCUAACCACUAGUGUAUAUUAGGAUUUGACAUGCUACAAUUACCACUAAAUGCCUGAUUCCAAGUUAAGACAUGUAAAGCACGAAAAAACAAGAACACCUGGAGUGAAUUGAAAAUGGCUGUUUUUAUUCGAAACCACGUGUUUUUAUAUAUAUGUAUAAAAUCUUAAUAUAGAAAAGUAUUUUUGUGAAAUGUACUUAACUAACAAGUCUUAGGUGAGGUACGAAAAUGUCACAGGGAAUACAAUCCCUUCGGAAUGUAAUAACUACCACUAUCCGAAAUGUACUACAUAGAUGUCCAAAUAUACAUUGUAUACCAUAAUUAAUUGGAAACAACACUUACUUACAGUAUAUUGUUGUAGAGAAAUUAUAUUUUUUAUCUAAAUUCAUUUGGUCACCAAAAUAUAUGACUAUAAUCAGAUUUAUUAUAUCAGGAAUUAUUUUCUGUUCAUGAUUAUUUUUAUUGUUAUGCAGAUGAAACAAUUUUGUUGCUUUUUAUUUUCUUCUAAAUUUUAAACUGUGUUCAUCGUUAAAGUCAUUGCUUAAUUUGUGAAGAUAAUCAUGUCAAUAAAAA